This is a messenger RNA of Fonsecaea pedrosoi CBS 271.37, 4890 nucleotides long. RefSeq lists its product as uncharacterized. Gene Ontology annotation, cellular component: CCR4-NOT complex. NCBI's taxonomy places the organism in Eukaryota, Fungi, Ascomycota, Eurotiomycetes, Chaetothyriales, Herpotrichiellaceae. The coding region runs from base 1 to 4890 and encodes 1629 amino acids. Gene Ontology annotation, biological process: protein ubiquitination. The record is from RefSeq and is a predicted model, not a curated record. Gene Ontology annotation, molecular function: nucleic acid binding; metal ion binding; ubiquitin-protein transferase activity. The transcript has 4 exons.
AUGAGUAGGUCGCAGGAUACCGUCAUCGAUGAUGACGAGGAGACUUGCCCACUGUGCAUCGAAGAGUUUGACCUAUCCGACAAGAACUUCAGACCAUGUCCUUGUGGCUACCAGAUAUGUCAGUUCUGCUUCAACAGUCUGAAGACCACCUACGAAAAGAGCACUUGCCCAAACUGUCGAAGACCUUACGAUGAAAAGACCAUCCAGUACAAAAUCCCAACAGCUGAAGAAUUCAAACUCGACCAACUAAACAAGAAUAAAAAGCAAGCCGCAGCCAAACGAAAGGAAACCGAGAAACGUGAAGUGGAGAAUUCUUCACGUCGCAAUCUAGCUGGUGUGCGUGUCAAGCAACAAAAUCUUGUUUACGUUAUCGGCCUCAUACCACAGAUCAAAGAUGAACAGGCACUGCUUCAAACACUCCGAGGUCCAGAAUAUUUCGGUCAGUACGGCGAAAUAGAGAAAAUUGUGGUGAGCAAAGCCAAACCAGGCGCUGCUAACCAGGGAAUCGGUGUUUACGUGACAUAUGCUCGCAAAGAGGACGCUGCUCUCUGCAUCAACACUGUCGAUGGAUCUCUCAACGGCGAUCGUGUUCUGAGAGCCCAAUUUGGCACCACCAAGUACUGCUCCGCCUAUCUGCGAGGGGAAACGUGUACCAAUAAGAACUGCAGCUUUCUUCAUGAGACGGGUGAAGAUGGCCAGCACAGCUCAUUGCAAAACGAACCCCACGGCGCAAAACUACCGAUUCGACCUGCAGUGUCAGCCACGACUUCGCAAAUGAACCCUCCACCUCGACCUCAUUCCGCCGCCCAAAACUCAGUCACCCAACCAAUGGCUCGGCAAGGGAGCAAAGAGAAUGACAACAGCAGGAAGAAUUCCCACGAUGGUUCUGCCUUACCCUCCACAGCUAGCUGGGCAACCGCCAAUGCGUCCGUCGCACGCACGAGGCGAGCAAGUCAGACCAACAGCAGGGCCACUCCCAGUCCGCAAAUUACACAUGCUUCGCUGGCUGCUCAGAAAACGGACGAGCACAAAGGUAAGGAGCCUCAUGCCAGUCAACCAUCCACUUCGACCGCCCCGUCAAAGACGGUAUCGAGACCAGACCAAACAGUUUCCAGACCGAAGCCGAAACCUCUGGACCCGAUACAAAAACAAUACGAGGAGGUUCUACGAUGUGUAUCACGGAGCUACCGGUUCAUUUACGACGACUCGUGUCUCAGCCCCGAAGCUCGCGCCGCAGUGGACGACAUGCCCUGUUUUAUCGACCCUUAUGGCGGUGCCAAACGCCGCGCUAUGCGGGAGAAAGAAGAAGCCGAACGUGCAAAGCUAGAGGCUGAGGCAAAGGCCAAGCUAGAAGCCCAAGCCACAUCUGCCGCCGAAGAGACUCUAGACGAAGACAACAUCGUUGCUGGUAGCCUCGCGCUAGGGGGCGAACCAGAGGAUGAUCCUCGAGGUUCUUCAGCUCGUGGUGCGAUUGGACGGCCCUCCCAGUCUUUGAGCGACCAAUUUCCCUCAACGGCUUUGAAUAAUCGCAGUUUGACGCCUCAACAACGACAACAAUUGGGCCUUCUCAACACUAGCAAUCUGCCACAAGCACCAGGCCUCGGUCAACCCAGCUCCCAGAACAUCGCUUUCGAGAUGUCAGAUUUUGACAGAAGAGGACCACAGUACAGCCAAGCCCAGUACGAGCAGAUUAGCAGUCAUCAACGUCACGGUUCUAGAUACUUCAAUAACGACGCCAAAGCUGGGACAACCAGUCGCUUCCAAGGGCAGCAGCAGAACUUCUAUUCCAGCGGCGUUCAAGGACCUCCACCUGGUUUACCAACAGCGGGGACGCCUCCGGUCAGUGGCGGCGGCAUGUUCGCUCAUGGCCAGAAUUUCACAAACCCUGGUUUCGGAACUUCCAAAGAUAUUAACGCCGAAGUCUAUUCGAGAAAUCGCAGUGGAACAAAUCAAGGUCAUGAUCUGUCUAAGCGUGAGUUGCUCCUUUCCUUGCAAAAUAACCCCCUUCGGUCACCCCCAUUAUCAGCCCCUGCCCCUGGCGUCCUCAACCCGCUCUACGCUCAGUAUCAGACAUACCAAGACCCCGGACUUGUCAAGCAAAGGAAAAAGGGCAAGAAGCACAGACACGCUAACACUUCCUCUUCAGGAGGUGGUGUAGAGCAUCUUGCAGACCCGAGCAUUGCGUCAGCAAGAGUCCAUCAGGGCACCACGACAGGGCAGGGGCUGUUUGGGGGUAAUCAAGUGGAUGAGAAGAAUUUCCCCCCUCUGCCAGCCCGUCCAGAGACACAGCCUUCAGCUCUGCAUUCACGCGUCUCGUCCUUCCAGAGUCAUUACAGCUCCGGCCUCCGGUCAUCGACACCGAAAGUUCCUCCUGGAUUUGAGCUCAGCCACGGACAUCCCCCUCCCAUCAGGUCGACGUCUCCAACCCAGCCUGCUCUGGCGGUCGGCCAACGAAGUACAUCAGUCAGUUCCGUACCUAUCGCUCCAGCAGUGCCAAUCGUUCCGAUUGCCCCUCGCACAUCAACUCCGAAAACAAAGGAAGACGCCAAGGUCGCGCCGGUUGAGGAUGCGCCUAUCUCAAGCAAGAAGGCUAGCCUUGGAGUGACUGAUAUCAGUCUAGGCUCCCCUCAGCCAAAGUCUAACCGCCAGAAGCUUGAGACUGAGAAAAAGUCAGAUGUAUUGGGAGGGGUUGAUGAGAAACCUCAGAAGAAAGAUGACCCCCGUACUCCUGCAAAGGUCGAAGACAUCAAGGGUAAAGGGAAAGCCCCAGCAACGAAAUCUGGAAGAUCAGAAUUACCUUCAGGGACCGCCUCAGAAGCCCCUACCACCUCAUCGCUGCCUUCUGUCAAUACCAGUGCAUUGGACAAAUCUGCCACGCCGAUGUUGGAUUCGGCGGUCGUUGGGACACCGGCGACUAUGAGCCCUCGACCGACUACGCCUGUUACCACAACUCCAUCCGAGACAUCGAGGACGUCUAUCCCACGGCCAAGAACUCUACGCGUGACAACUGGAACGCUUAGCAAGACGCUAGAACAGACCCCUGCUUCUUCUACGACCGAGAAAUCCAGCGCUGUGCCUCCAGUUUCUGCUAUCAAGAAAGGCUCGAGGCGGCUGUCUCUCUCAUCGGCUCAGCUUAGUAGGCCUUCGACUCCAGCAAUGUCUGAGCGCCUCUCCCAUGACGUAUCCCGUGCAAGCUCUCCUCCGCCUAGUAUUGUUGGAUCUGCUCCAGAACGAACCAAAAGCAAGGCCCAACUAAAGAAAGAACGCCGAGAGAAGGCGAAGAAGACAACCGAAACCACAGAUACGGUCCCAAGCGCUGCUACAACGCCCGUAGUGGAAGAGGUUGCGCCGGUCAUCGCUCGACAAAAGAAACAAAAGAAGCAGCGAGUGGGGAGUAGCGCUCCAGCUAGUGGCGACGAGAGAGUGAAGCCAAAGACAGAGAAUGUUGGCAUGAAAUCGCAGGACAUAACCGAACAACAGAAGGUGGAAACGAUUGAGGCAAAAGCAGAUUCAAAAAAGGCAGAGGAAAAGGAGAAGGCUGCUCUUCCCGCCUCGCACCAGGCAGAAAAAUCUGCGAGCCACACUCAGAAAUCAGGCUCUUCUCGAAUAGCAACACCUCGACACGAGUCAACGUCUAGAUUCGAGGAGGCCAAGAGCGCCUACACAAUGCAAGACCUGUACAAUGACGCGGAGAAGAUGGCAACAGCCACUGACGACGUUUCGGCCCAUGCAGCUAUGCAAAAACUCCUCAACGAACAUAUCUCCUCGAUGCCCAAGAUCUUCUCCUCGCUCAUCCAAAUGGGGGACCUCUCUCGGGAUCACCCGUGGCUCAAUCCACCGUCGUUCAACUCGGCUACAUAUAAGUUACCGCCAGACUCCCGACGCGGCCAAGAGUAUCUUGAUGGCAACGGAUACAGUGCCAACGAUGCUUUUGGCUAUAUCUACCUACCACUCAAGGAGAAGCAAGCACUGAAGGACGGCAAUGCCGUUAGUGUUGCCGAUGCAGGGGAGCGAAAAGACGAUCUACUGAAGAGAUGUCUGGUGACACCUAAUGGAUGGGUUCUAAGACAUCUCAGCGCUGAUGAGGGUGAGAAGCUACUCGAGCUUGAAGAGCGACGACAACUUUAUCUAGAAGAGUUCGGAGAUGUGGGUACCAUGGCUGGAUUGGGUGUCCUCGAAGCCGACGAUUACACCAACCUCGGCGGCGGGAUGGAGAGGCUUGCCAGACAGGGUGAACGGCACGGUGUAGUUUGGAUCAUGGGUGAGGAUGGUGAGAUGAUUGAUGACGACGAGUUUGAGCCAUUCGACGACGAAGACGGCGAGAUCGACGGCGAGAUCGGCGAUAGCGAUGAAGAAGGCGAAGAGGAGCUGUACGGCGAUGGAGAAGGCCUUGAUGAGGAGGGCGAGGAAGGCCUUGAUGGCGACGAUCCGGUCAACAUGCCCGGGAGCUGGGAUCUCUCCACUCGGGACCCUCAUCAAGCCACCAGAGUUGCUUCUAGUGGGCGGAUCAACUCUCUUCCCGGCCUGGGUCCGCAUUCUAGGACGAAUGCGCUGCGCCUGCCCUCAAGAGGCCCAUCAAUGGGCAUGGAAGAUCCUGCACAGCAGGACAAUCGCGUCACUGCUGGUCCGAGCACGGGUCCUCAACACGCAAACAAACCCUCGCCGGCGCCAUCAGCACCUGCUACUACAGCAAACACUGCAACGACAGAGAAUGUGAAUGUCCGUCUUCUUGACGCGGACGCGCUACAGAAACGUGUCCAGGAAUCACAAAAAGCACUUGAUGCCGCACGCAAAGAGAUGGAAAAGACUGAGAAACUCUGGAACAAAAAGGCGAAGGACAUCGGGCGAUGGAGAGAUGGUCUCAUCGGAUCGUUGGGUGUGAAGGGCUAG